AAAUAAAAAAUAAAAAAAAAAAUAUGUAAAAAAAAAAAAUAAAUAAAUAAAUAAAUAAAUAAAAAAUAAAAAUCAAGAUGGAUACCAAUACCUAGUUUUAUAAUUUGUGAAAAGUAUAUUUACAGAAAUGACCUUUUUUAGAAAAUUCAGGACCCAACUAAGUUUUGGAUCAAAAAGGACCUGUCAUUGCCAUUCCAAAGUACACCAAGCCUGGCAGGUCAGCUUUCUAAAUUUCUGGAUUUAAAAAUUGUGUUUUUGUUUAUUUUGUUCAGGAUGACCAAUGGUAGGCUCUACUGCUUGCAUUAUAUUUCCAGUCCAGGCUAAUUGGAGACUUCCUCCACUCAAAAUAAGGCAUCUAGUUCAUCUUUAUUACGAAAUGAAAAUGGUAUUGAUGCGGAGCCAGCUGAGGAGGCAGUUAUUCAAAAACCUCGGAGGAAGACAAAGAAAACCCAGCCAGCAGAAUUGCAGUAUGCCAAUGAGCUAGGAGUAGAAGAUGAAGACAUCACUGAUGAGCAAACUACUCUGGAACAGCAGUCUGUAUUCACUGCACCUACUGGCAUUAGCCAGCCUGUAGGCAAAGUAUUUGUGGAAAAAAGCCGGAGAUUCCAGGCCGCUGACCGUUCAGAGUUGAUAAAGACCACAGAAAACAUAGAUGUGUCAAUGGACAUGAAGCCUUCCUGGACCACCAGAGAUGUGGCACUUACGGUGCACCGGGCUUUCAGGAUGAUUGGUCUCUUUUCUCAUGGAUUCUUGGCCGGCUGUGCUGUGUGGAAUAUUGUUGUGAUAUAUGUUCUAGCAGGAGAUCAGCUGUCCAACCUCUCAAACCUUCUGCAACAAUACAAGACCCUAGUGUAUCCAUUCCAGAGUCUUCUGUACUUGCUUUUGGCUCUGAGUACAAUUUCAGCUUUUGACAGGAUUGACUUUGCUAAAAUAUCAGUAGCAAUCCGAAAUUUUUUGGCCCUGGAUCCUACAACUUUAGCAUCUUUCUUGUACUUUACUGCUCUUAUACUAUCUCUGAGUCAGCAAAUGACAAGUGACAGAAUCCACCUUUACACACCUUCUUCUGUUAAUGGUAGCCUCUGGGAAGCAGGAAUUGAGGAACAGAUUCUCCAGCCAUGGAUUGUGGUGAAUCUCGUGGUGGCUCUUCUGGUUGGAUUAUCUUGGCUAUUUUUGUCUUAUAGGCCAGGCAUGGAUCUUAGUGAAGAGUUAAUGUUCUCCUCAGAGGUGGAAGAAUAUCCUGAUAAAGAUAAAGAAAUCAAAGCCUCUUCAUAAUACCAGCUCACCUUUGGAGGAAUAAUGACUCAGUAUUUGUCCCACUUGUGUUUUUAAAUGUAUUUUUAUAAGAUGUAUACAUGUGUAUUUGUAAUAGAUUUUUUUGAUUAUAUAAUACUGAAACAUCUCUCAAUAUUAUGAAAAAUGUUAAAAUUGUAUUUGUUAUUUAUGUCCAAAUAUUUGUAUAGCAUUAUCAUCUUAAUGACAAAGGGAAUAAUGAACUAGAAACCAGCAAGUGAAAGUGUUUAUUUCCUGUUUUCUCAAAACAGUUGUAUUUAUAACUAUUAUCUUAAAAAGCACUGGUUUAGAAAAAGCCAUAACUUAAAUAGUGUUAUAAAAUAUAUAUCAGUUUUAAACAUAAAUUUAGUGAAUAUGGUAGAAGGGAAAAAAAGCCUUCAUUUUUGACCUCCUCUAACUGAAUAAAUUGAAAUAUGAAAUUUAUCUUUUCUGAAACUGGCUUAGUGAUUGAGUAUCAUAUAAUAAUUAUAAUUUAGCUUUAAAGAUGCUUUACAUCAUGGCCAAUAAAAAGGGAAUGUAUCUUCUGUU
Molecule: messenger RNA, 1818 nt
Organism: Piliocolobus tephrosceles (Ugandan red Colobus)
Lineage: Eukaryota; Metazoa; Chordata; Mammalia; Primates; Cercopithecidae
Gene: TMEM237
Product: transmembrane protein 237
Exons: 9
Coding region: 661-1272 (203 amino acids)
Biological process (GO): cilium assembly
Cellular component (GO): ciliary transition zone
Source: RefSeq, a predicted model, not a curated record